Messenger RNA from Coregonus clupeaformis (lake whitefish), 1644 nucleotides. RefSeq names its product cornichon family AMPA receptor auxiliary protein 4 (gene cnih4). The transcript is spliced from 4 exons. Gene Ontology annotation, biological process: endoplasmic reticulum to Golgi vesicle-mediated transport. The record is from RefSeq and is a predicted model, not a curated record. NCBI's taxonomy places the organism in Eukaryota, Metazoa, Chordata, Actinopteri, Salmoniformes, Salmonidae. The coding region runs from base 598 to 834 and encodes 78 amino acids. Gene Ontology annotation, cellular component: COPII-coated ER to Golgi transport vesicle; endoplasmic reticulum membrane.
AAAAUGUUGCAUGUACACGCGAGAACCAACGGAGCAUAGCCUCCCCUUAGGGCUCUCGGUUAAAGGUGUGGACCACAGCAGGCUCACUGUAAACUAUAAUCCCGACACUGCUUUAAUGGUUAAAAACAUUAUUACAUCUCGUUAGCGAUAUGGUUUUGGAAACCUUUGGGAUUUAACUUUCACAUCAGCCAUAAAUAAUAUUUCAAAUACCAAAAUAUACACUUGCAAAUCGAGCAUCACCGGGCCACAUUUUGGGGUGCCGCUGUUUCCCAAUGUUCUUGAGCUUGGGAUUUAGUUUUAAGUAAUUGUUGUAUAUGGCAGAGCACCCAGCUAAUAAAGCGAGAUAACCCACCUUGUUACCCACUCCACAAAGCUGGGAGGCAGCCUGUGGUCAAAACGAAUGCAAUCAUUUUUUACCCAGUUAAACUCCUCCUACCUGGUCAACUGGGCUAGCUAAAUCGAACUCCCUCCAUUGGAACGUUACAUUCCUUCUGGAAGCGUUUUUUUUUUUUUUUUUUCUCAUCUGCGUGUAUUUUUGCAAAACUGUGUACAUGGGUUGUACCAGAGCUGGUAGGCCAGGUCCUGGCAGCAGUGCUGAUGCUUGUCUCCCUGCACUGGUUUGUCUUCCUACUCAACCUGCCUGUGGCUGCCUGGAACAUGUACAGGGUUUUGAAGGUGCCCAUGGGAAACAUGGGGGUGUUUGACCCCACUGAGAUCCACAACCGAGGACAACUAAAGUCUCACAUGAAAGAGUCCAUGAUCAAACUCGGCUUCCACCUGCUCUGCUUCUUCAUCUACCUGUACAGCAUGAUCCUGGCACUGAUCAACGAUUGAGAUCCCCAUGGCCGUUUUAAUCCAAAUCACAAACUAUUCAGUAUGUGGCGUUCAUUAUGUCCUGGUCCUCAGUCCUCUUCACAGCUGGAGCCACAUGACAUUACACUCCCCUGGACACCUAAUCAUUCCUCAGACCCCCUCCCCAUGAUGUACUUCUGUGUUCUCAUAACUGCCCUGGAAUUGUGUGUGUGCUCGCUGUGUGUGUGUGUGUGUGUGUGUGUGUGUGUGUGUGUGUGUGUUCUUUCGUUCAGCCUGUGUCCAACAAUGCUGUCCAUGCACUGCUCCUCUGGCCAGAUGGAAAACAUGACAAUCGCACAGGCUAGAUGGUGCAUAUGGGCUAACACAUUUUCAGCCAAGAGCCAAUCACAACAGCUAGCACAUCCUCUGCCAGCCUGCCGAACAUCAUCUUUGAUAUGUCAAUGCCAUAUUUGAUUGUCAUGUUUAUUUUUUGUGUCUCGUCAACAUGCUGGAAAAUCCUUGAAUUGAAUAUCCUUUGCAGAAUACUAACCUGUGUUUUGGGGAUGAUCUAUUUCUAUUAUAUUUUCUUGCAGUCUCUUAUUAACAUCAAUAAGUUAUAGAUCUGACAUCCCCUGACUGCUGAAAGGUGCACAUUUGAUUGGUAUUAUGUUCUCAGGGGAAUACAUGCACCUGGAUUGGAAAAAUGUUUUUCAGCCAUAUUUUAUCGCUCUCUAUAACCUUGGGCUCGAUUCAAUCUGUAGCGCUGAAGAUCUGCGCUGUAGCCCGGUUUAAUUUUAAAGGUAAUUUUCGAUUGAGCUGACAUGCAGCAUUUAUCAUGAACAAAGUCUCCGC